AUGUUCUCGCAGGAUGACGUUAGUUCUUUAUUUAACAAUGCGUCGAGGGCUCUGCAGCGCUCCCAGCUCUUGCUGGAGGAGCGGACACGUGGAGCGCCUUUGGAGAAGCCGUCAGUGAUGCCGAAGUCGCCGAGUUUUGAGGCGGCACUGCGUGCUCUGCGUAGUCUCAUGGAAUUUACGGCAUUUCUUGAUGCCUCCGAAAGGGUCGGCGAGCGGCUGAGGGAGGAGUCGCGGCAACCGUCGACUGUGAUGGUGAAGGAGCGCUCCAAUGGCGGCAUGUGUCCCCUCCUGCGUCGAGUUGUUGACGGUCUCACAGGCGUUCAGGCGAUGUGGACCGGCGAUGGUGGAGCCGCGACGAGUCUGAUGGCAGGAGGCGCAUCGGUUACGUCGCAGUUGGUGCUCGCCGGGCUUUUUGCGGACUGGAAGCAUGGCGCCUCCAGGGCGGCAGAGCAGCGCGAUACGGUCCUGCAGCAGAUGCUGCAACUGGACAGGGUGCCGCCGCUGGAUAAACUGAGGAAGGAUGACUUCUUGGAGCUGCUGAGCAGGGCCAAGGCAGGUAUGCCCGAGGAAAUUGCGGCCGAUUUGGAUGCUCAGGUUAUGCGUGUUGCGUGUAGUUUAACGUGCGAUUUGAACGUGCCGAAGACAACCGCACCGCUGAACGCAUUGCUGUUGUUUCCAACAUUAAUUCCCCACAUUGUACAAAACGCCCCUCCGCUACUUGCCGUUGAGUACAUUCUUAAUCCAUUGGAACGUGCGGCGGCAGGACUGUUGCCCAUAUAUCUCUCGGAGAGUCCUUCUGAAUUUAUUCAAGUAUCUAGACAACUUGUGCACCACGUUGUGCUUGUGGGGAUGUACGCGGCCUUUGGCCUAAAGCUCUCUUCCGCGAGUGAUGUGCAGCGCGUGGCCAGAUUCACAAAACGGCUUUUUGAUGCGCUUCUUAUGCCAGUCGAGGGUGCCUUUGCCGCUGCAUUACCCCGUGCCGGUAUGACGUUUGCUUUGCACCAAGGGCUUGCCGAGUCGUUAUGUCGUUUGGUGCGUUCGUGGAGAAAGCAGGAGGAAGGCAAAAGGAGUGUAAAUGCUACGGAAGCAACAACAGCAACAAAAUUGUCAUCAUCAACAUUGUCCGUGGCGGGCACGCAGCAAUUGAUGCCAGUUUGGUGUACUGCCAGUUACCGUGCUCUUUUAGUUGUGGAGACAGUCGCAAAUGCGGAGCUGGGCGUUGUGACGGGUCGUGGAAACGCCGCGUCGCAGCAGAAGAAAUACUAUUCCAUGUUGCAGCAGUCGAAUGGGCGAGUCACCGCCACCAUUCUCUCCACUGUUACGGAGGAUAGACAAUUGUUAUUCGAGGAGACGACGACACGAUCGGCGCAAGGACACAAGGUGUACCGCAUUCAUGAAGGAGGUACCGGCCCGGUUGUCUAUGUGUAUCUUGAUAACGGCAUUGUUUAUAUGAAAGUUGGACGUGAACGUCUAUUCCGCCGAGCCAAGGGCGUUGAGGAUGUUUUCAGGGUAUUUCCCGACUCUUCGUCUUAA
Molecule: messenger RNA, 1533 nt
Organism: Trypanosoma cruzi
Lineage: Eukaryota; Euglenozoa; Kinetoplastea; Trypanosomatida; Trypanosomatidae
Exons: 1
Coding region: 1-1533 (510 amino acids)
Source: RefSeq, a predicted model, not a curated record